Molecule: messenger RNA, 1191 nt
Organism: Necator americanus (New World hookworm)
Lineage: Eukaryota; Metazoa; Nematoda; Chromadorea; Rhabditida; Ancylostomatidae
Exons: 11
Coding region: 1-1191 (396 amino acids)
Cellular component (GO): cytoplasm
Molecular function (GO): ATP binding; GTP binding; ATP hydrolysis activity
Source: RefSeq, a predicted model, not a curated record
AUGCCACCAAAAAAGAAGGGAGAGGUUGAGCGCGUUCCCCUCCUGGGACGUCUUGGAACUAAUCUUCGAAUUGGUAUUUUGGGUCUGCCUAAUGUGGGCAAGAGCACCUUUUUUAACGUGCUGACGAAAUCGGAGGCGCAGGCUGAGAAUUUCCCAUUCUGCACAAUCGAUCCGAACGAGAGCAGAGUUCCGGUCAAUGACAAAAGAUUUGAUUGGUUGUGCGAACAUUACCAACCGGUUAGCAAAGUGCCGGCAUAUCUCAACGUCACCGAUAUUGCUGGUUUGGUGAAAGGAGCUGCUGAAGGUCAAGGACUAGGAAACGCGUUCCUCUCUCAUGUGUCCGCUUGCGAAGCCCUGUUUCAUCUUGUGCGGGCUUUUGAAGAUGAUGAUGUAACACAUGUAGAAGGUGAUGUCAACCCUUGUCGCGAUCUUGAAAUCAUCUCUGACGAACUAUUCGCGAAAGAUCUGCAAACGUUAACCGGAGUUCUUGACAAAGUCGAGAAGCUAGUCACUAGAGCGGGUGAUAAGACACUAAAGGUCGACUACGACACGUUAUUAAGAGUUAAGAAAGAUUUGGAAGAGAAGAAACCGGUCAGGUUAGAUACCUGGAACGAGAAGGAGAUUGAGGUCCUCAACAAACACUUAUUCUUGACAGCCAAGCCAAUCGUCUAUCUAGUCAAUCUAUCAGAAAAAGAUUAUAUUCGGAAGAAAAAUAAGUGGUUGCCGAAGAUCAAGGAAUGGAUUGACAAGGAAGAUCCCGGUGCGUCAUUAAUACCAUUCUCUGGUGCGUUUGAAAACAAGUUGCUUGAUAUGCCCGAGGAUGAACGUGAGAAGUUCUGUAAAGAAAAUCAGACGUCUUCCAAUCUGGACAAGAUUAUCCAUACUGGUUAUAAAGCUCUGCAGUUGGAGUACUUCUUUACGGCUGGAAAGGAUGAGGUCAAAGCAUGGACAAUUCAAAAAGGAACUCUUGCGCCGAAAGCUGCUGGUCGAAUCCAUACAGAUUUCGAAAAAGGUUUCAUUAUGGCUGAAGUGAUGAAGGUGGCUGAUUUGAUGGAAUUAGGUGAAGAGAAUAAGGUGAAGGCUGCAGGCAAAUAUCGUCAGCAAGGCAAGACGUAUGUGGUUGAGGACGGUGAUAUCAUACUUUUCAAAUUCAAUGCUGGUGCUGGUCUGACAGGAGGCAAAAAGAAAUGA